Molecule: messenger RNA, 4538 nt
Organism: Trametes versicolor FP-101664 SS1
Lineage: Eukaryota; Fungi; Basidiomycota; Agaricomycetes; Polyporales; Polyporaceae
Product: Ca-transporting ATPase
Exons: 18
Coding region: 51-4409 (1452 amino acids)
Biological process (GO): intracellular calcium ion homeostasis
Cellular component (GO): membrane
Molecular function (GO): ATP binding; ATPase-coupled monoatomic cation transmembrane transporter activity; P-type ion transporter activity
Source: RefSeq, a predicted model, not a curated record
UGCGCGCUGUCGCCUUGCCAUGCUUUACCGGUGCUGAUUGACUACACAACAUGGCUGCCUCCUCGUCUUCACCGAGCGCACACGACUACACCGAGGGCGCUUCCGCCAUCGACAUACAACAAGCUAUCGCGACCGCGAACAGAGCGCGUCGGGACUCGAGAUAUGGACAAGAUGGAGACAACAUGUUCGACGGCCCUGGCCACGCCGUCAAUCCAAGUAGCGUGUCGCGCAUGUCACUUCAAGACCAUGGUCGCCGAAGCAGCGGCUACUCGAGGGCGUCCCGCAGCCGAAGGCAGAGCGAAGACAGCAUGAGUCGUGGCGGCCGCUCACGAAGCAGACGAAUGAGCCGCGACAGUGUCGUGGACGCGGACGUAACAGGAGAUGAACACUCCGACGUAUCUGGGGACGAGGUUGAAGACCGUGGAAGGCCUUCACGCGGCCGCAAGGACUCUACAUCCCCCCACGCAACUAGAGGAAACAUGUUUGAAAACAUAGUGAGCAUGUUUGGCCGGAGCGCAGCCGUCACCGACUCGCCACCGCGUAGUCGCCGCCCCUCCAUGUCCAGUCGCGCGUCUAGGUCUCGCCUGCUCCGAAGACACAGCAGCAGGCGGUCAGAUGCCGGGUCUGACUACGCGGUCGAUACGGAAGAUUCGGGCGACGAGCGGUGGGGAUACACGUCCAACGAAGAGGACUCCGGGUCGGAGGCCGACAUUGCGAGUGUGGGGCGCUCGGGCAGCGAGAUGGACUACGGUUCUCUGCCGCCCUCUCCCAGCCGGAUGCACCCUCUGCUAGCUGGUGACCCUGUGUUCGGCUCCGAAGCGCGUAUAGACAUGGGCGAGCUUGACCAAUUGUCCCCUCCUCCACCUGGUCCUCCCAGCCGGCAGACACUGUAUGUCGCCGACGAAGACGCACAUAUUCGAAUGAUUGGCUACGAACCUAUUCCCUGGAGACAGUGGCUCUGGUGGACUUGCUGCGUACUGUCUUGCGGCGUCUUGGGUCUUCUCGGGCGCUGGUUUCCUCGGCUAUGGCUACGCUGGGUCACUCGCGAACGUGCGUUCGUGGACAUGCACCACGGCUUUGUCGUCGUCGAGACUGCAUACAGGGAUAUCGCGCUUUUUCCGAUAUCGCGUAUAUCCUACCCAUAUCCUGUGUCGACACUCGUCUCUACCCCACCAGACCCCUCCCAGUUGCUACCAUCAGCAAGGGCAGGUCUGGUAUCAGGCAACCUUGGCAUGUUGACUUGUGUAGAUUACCGUUAUAACCGUUUUGCUUUGGACCCGCGCACAGGUCUAUUCGCCAUGAUUAGGGACUGGAGAGACACCUCAUGGGCAGGUGUCAGCAGCGUGCAGAAUGGGCUUAGAAAAGAUAUACAGGAGCAGAGAAUGACCCUAUUCGGACCCAACUUAGUAGACAUCGAGGGCAAAUCCACGCUCUCCCUUCUGAUCGACGAGGUCAUCCAUCCUUUCUACGUGUUCCAGAUUGCGAGCAUCGUGCUCUGGUCACUGGACGACUAUUACUACUAUGCGUUCUGCAUCGCCCUUAUCUCAGCUAUUAGUAUCAUUACUACCUUGAUCGAAACCAAGCAGACAAUCGCCCGCAUGCGCGAAAUGUCGAAGUUCGUUUGUACAGUGCGAGUGUACCGCGACGGCUCAUGGUCAGAAUGCGAUUCGUCCUCCCUCGUCACUGGGGACAUCGUGGACUUGCUCGAGCCACCGCUCGCCACGCUCCCCGCGGACAUGUUCCUACUCUCGGGUGACGCGAUCGUAAACGAGAGCAUGCUCACGGGCGAGAGCGUGCCGGUGAGCAAGGUCCCUAUCAAAAGCGAGGACCUCGCAAAGUGGAGGGGGACCACGGACGUCGCGGGCGAGAUGGCGAAGAGCUUCUUGUACGCUGGGACGCGCGUGGUGCGUAUUCGGGGCGCGACGAGUCUGGAUGGACGCCCGGGCGCGCCGGCAUUGGGUCUGGUAGUGCGCACCGGCUUCUAUACGACGAAGGGAGCGCUCGUUCGCUCUAUGCUCUUCCCGAAGCCGACAGGAUUCAAGUUUUACAGAGACUCGAUGCGGUUCAUCGGUGUCCUCGCUGGAGUCGCAUUGCUUGGUUUCUGCGCAAGCGCGGUGCAAUUCGUCCGCCUCGGUGUUCGAUGGCACACCAUCCUCCUACGCGCGCUAGACCUCAUCACCGUCGUCGUCCCGCCCGCGCUGCCUGCAACGCUCUCGAUCGGAACCAGCUUCGCGAUCGCGCGCCUGCGCAAACUUGGCAUUUUCUGCAUAUCCCCGAGCCGCGUGAACGUCGCGGGCCAGAUCAACGUCUGCUGCUUCGACAAGACCGGCACGCUCACCGAGGACGGGCUUGACAUCCUCGGCGUGCGCGCCCCCGAGCGGAGCGCGGCGCGCUUCGGCGAGCUACUCGAGGACAUCCACGAUCUGCCUGGACCGGGGCGCGGCGAGCGCGCGGGAUUCUUGUACGCGCUCGCGACGUGCCACUCGCUGAAGAUGGUCGGGGGCGAGGUGAUUGGCGAUCCGUUGGACGUGAAGAUGUUCGAGUUCACGAAGUGGACGCUCGAGGAGGGGACUGUGGCUGGCGCGGGUGUCGUGAAGAACAAGGCGGUCGGUGAUCGUCCUGCCGCCCUUGUGCAGACGGUUGUGCGUCCACCGGGAAGCGCGCAGUUCAGGAUCGAAGACGCCCUCAAGGGUGCUGGGAAGCACGCGCAUUUCCUCGAGCUGGGGGUCAUUCGGACUUUUGAGUUCGUCUCUGCGCUGCGCCGGAUGAGCGUCGUCGUCAAGCGGCUCAAGAGCACGAGCAUGGAGAUCUAUGUCAAGGGCGCGCCCGAGGUCAUGGCCGAGAUCUGCGACAAGAGCUCCUUCCCGUCGGAUUACGAUGACCUGCUGUCGUACUACACGAAGCGCGGGUAUCGUGUUAUCGCCAUGGCAGGCAAGAGCAUCGAGGGUCUCUCCUGGCUGAAGGCACAAAAGCUUAAACGAGAGCAAGCGGAAUCGAACCUGCAGUUCCUGGGACUGAUCAUCUUCGAGAACAAACUGAAGCCGGGCACGACGCCCGCGAUCCAGACGUUACGCGCCGCGCACUUCGCAUGCCGCAUGAUCACAGGCGACAACGCGCUCACCGCGGUCAGCGUUGCGCGCGAGUGCGGGCUGAUCAACCCCGCCGCACACGUCUUUUCCCCAAUAUUCAUUCGCGGUAAUGCGUCGUCACCGCUGUCGAAGCUGGAGUGGGCGAGCAUGGAAGAGCCGUCAUGGAAGCUGGACGACUAUAGUUUGAAGCCGUUGACUCCGCCUGCACAGCGGUUAGUCGAGGUGGAAGAGCUGGAGGCACACGACUACACACUCGCCGUCACAGGCGACGUCUUCCGCUGGAUCAUGAACCACGCACCUCUGGAGACGAUGCAAAGAAUGCUGGUGAAGACGCAGAUCUAUGCGCGCAUGUCUCCGGACGAGAAAAACGAAGUCGUCGAGCGUCUGCAGGGGCUCGGCUACACCGUACUCAUGUGCGGCGACGGCGCGAACGACUGUGCGGCGCUCAAGGCGGCCGACGUGGGCCUCUCGCUCUCAGAGGCAGAGGCGUCGGUCGCCGCGCCUUUCACGAGCCGCACGCCCGACAUCAGCUGCGUACUAGAGGUCAUCAAGGAAGGCCGUGCCGCCUUGGUGACGAGCUUUAGCUGUUUCAAGUAUAUGGCGCUGUAUUCGCUCAUCCAGUUUACGACCAUUACACUGUUGUAUUCGUUUGCGUCGUCGCUGGGCGACUUCCAGUUCCUGUACAUUGAUCUGUUCAUCAUCAUCCCUAUUGCGGUCACCAUGGGGCGGACGCUGCCGUUCCCGCGUAUACACCCCAAGCGGCCGACGGCAAGCCUGGUGUCGAAGAAGGUGCUGGCGAGUCUCGUCGGACAGAUUGUCAUCACGUCUGCCGUCCAGUUCUGGGCCUUCUUUUGGGUCCGGUCGCAAGCUUGGUACACGCCCCCGGCGGAGAAAGACCCGGGUGGGGACGACGACAAGCUCGAGUCGCUGAACUACGAGAACUCGACGCUAUUUUUGGUGUCCUGCUUCCAGUAUAUCCUCGUCGCGGCGGUAUUCAGCAUCGGGCCCCCCUUCCGGAAGCAGAUGUGGACUAACGGCUGGUUCAUGGCGUCGAUGGCGUGUCUGUCAGUGUUCAACCUUGUCGUGCUGCUCGCGCCGCCGGGGUGGAUCGCGGACGUGCUGGAGCUGAUGACGCUGCCCGGGCUAGCGCGUGCGACGCUGUUGCUGGCAGUUGUGAUCAACGUGCUGGCGUCGCUGGCGUUCGAGCAGUGGGGCACCCAGGCUGUCGCGAGCGUUAUCGGGUGGGUGAUGGAGCUGCGUCGGCACCAGCGCUCGCGCGACGGGAAACUGUACAAGGCGGUCGAGGGUGGGAUGCGCUGAGGCCGGGGCGGGGCCCAAGCGGGCCAAAGACGGCGGGUUUGUCCCAGAUCGUCGCUGCUGCGGGUGUGGUGCGCUUUGCGCGUGAAUACUAUCAUAUUGUGGCGCUUACUCAAUGGGCAUUGAAGAGCA